AUGGAUUCAAUGAAUGCAACAUAUACAAUCGCAUGUAAUGCCUCACCAAUUGGAGCAACAUACGUCGACUCAGCACCACCAAUUCCUCCACCUUACCUUCAAGCGACUGCUGUUUUCGUCUAUACUUUAUUGAGUAUUUUGACUGUUGGAGGAAAUGCUCUCGUCUGCCUGAUUGUAUUUCAAUACAUGGGUGUUAUUACAGUGACAAACUUAUUUAUUGCUAAUUUAGCUGUAACAGAUCUACUGAUCGGUCUUUUUUGUAUUCCAAUUGUGUUAAUAUCGGAUUAUCUCCUCUCUGAUUGGCCUUUCGGAACAUUUAUGUGCAAGUUCACAUCGUUUGCGCAAUCUGUUUUCGUUGUUUGUACAGUUUAUACGUUGAUAGCUAUGUCCGUUGAUCGAUACAUUGCGAUAAUUCAUCCGUUGAAACCGAAAUUAACGAGAAAACAAUGUCGAAUCUUGAUCGGUUUACUCUGGACAUUUUCUCUAGUGUUUAGCUCACCGAUUUUUAUCGAUAUGCAUGUUCGACAUACGUGUUUUCAUCGCGACACCGAUAAUAUAACCGAAUACACUCAAACUAUAUGUGAAACAGUCGGUCUUCCACUAUCGAUUCAAACGGCGUAUAACGUUGCAACGUUAACAAUUAUUUAUCUAAUUCCAUUAUGUGUUUUAACUAUUGUUUAUAUACGACUCGGUUGGCAAUUGCAUCAAACUCAUGCACCAGGCGAAGCGCAUUCAGAACGCGAUGCCAAAAUCAAGAAAUCGAAACAAAAAGUUAUUAAAAUGUGCUUUGUCGUUGUUAUUAUGUUCGGAGUAUGUUGGUUUCCUUUGCAACUAUACACAAACAUUCUAAGUCCAUAUCUCGAUCGAAUAUUUCAUCAAGAAUAUGUUCCACAUGUUUAUUUCGCUUUUCAUCUCAUGGCUAUGAGUAAUUCAUGCGUCAAUCCAGCUAUUUACGGAGUGAUGUCAUCGAAAUUUCGCGAUGGAUACCUACACUACUGGCAUCGUUUAAUAACAUGUUGCGGCUUAGUAAAUAAUCGCUUUCGUAUGAAACAAGAACGAAGAGAAUCAAUGAAACUAACACCAACAUUCCAACAUAAUCACAAAACAUACGAAUUGACGUUGAAGACGCACGAUAUCGAAUUCGAUCGAGGAAGUAACACAUCUGUUCCUUGUUCGAUACCUUUAAUAUCAUCUCAAAGAGUAUCUUCAAAUGAUUAG
This is a messenger RNA of Adineta ricciae, 1218 nucleotides long. The record is from the annotation of a GenBank genome assembly. Lineage: Eukaryota; Metazoa; Rotifera; Eurotatoria; Adinetida; Adinetidae.